This is a messenger RNA of Puccinia graminis f. sp. tritici CRL 75-36-700-3, 471 nucleotides long. RefSeq lists its product as uncharacterized. NCBI's taxonomy places the organism in Eukaryota, Fungi, Basidiomycota, Pucciniomycetes, Pucciniales, Pucciniaceae. The transcript has a single exon. The coding region runs from base 1 to 471 and encodes 156 amino acids. The record is from RefSeq and is a predicted model, not a curated record.
AUGGUCACUUUCCAGCUGCUAGGGCUCUAUCAGAACGAAGCAGCUGUUACCCAUUCCUCGACAGCUUACAAUGAACUUAUGCAAGAAUCCCCUAAAGUUUCAAGUAUCCUCGGUAAAAUGUUCUGCAAGAUUGCCAAUGUUGCCUUCUCUGAGAACCAAGAGUUGAUGACUGAAUACUCAAUUCCAUCUAUUGGUCAUCCUGAUUUUGACAUACCAAUUAGAGAAGACAAUUGUGUGCCAAACCUGACAUUUACUUCUGGAGGGUUCUUCAAUCCACUGCACCGCGACACUAAAGAUUUGUCAGAUUUUGCUUUUGGGCUAUUUGUACCUGUCAAUAAACAUGACUGGUCAAUUGCGACCAACAAGCCUCACUUCAAUUUAGCCGGUGGUGCUUUUGUAUUCCCAGAUUAUAGGUGUGGGAUUGACUUUUUGAAGCAUGAUGGGUUUGUCAAAGUUGUAUGGAGAGCUUGA